Messenger RNA from Cordyceps militaris CM01, 213 nucleotides. RefSeq lists its product as uncharacterized. The record is from RefSeq and is a predicted model, not a curated record. The coding region runs from base 1 to 213 and encodes 70 amino acids. The transcript has a single exon. Lineage: Eukaryota; Fungi; Ascomycota; Sordariomycetes; Hypocreales; Cordycipitaceae.
AUGUCGGCUGGGGCCCUACUGCUACUGGCGACGGAGCCGCUCGCCCGCGCGGAUGUGCUGGCCGCAGCGACCACGACAAUUCGUACCCGGAGCCGGGAGAUGCGGAACUUCGUGUCCGUCAGCAACGUCGUGGACGACCAGGCUCGCGCGCGGCUGUUUUGGGGCAGCCUAAAGGUGGAGUUAUGUUGUUUCGGUGUGAGAAUCAGGCGGUAG